AUGUCACUCUCCAAGCUUCUUACGAGGUCGACCGCCCGCGCGGCUUCUACAUCCUCAUCCGCCCAACUUACCAAAGCCGCCGGGGACAUUUCAAGUGUCUUCCCCAGCUUGAGACCAGACUAUAAACCGGAGCCUUUGCCGCCUCGGUUCAAAGAUCUGAAGGAGAAGAUAUUUCGUCAAAAUGAGACUGCGCUGAAGAAGAGUUGGGAGAGGCUUCUUCCGAGUUUGGAGGAGGAAGUACAGAAGAUUAAGGCUAAAGGGAGCGAUAUUAUUCCUUCUGUGGAAUACGCUGAUGUUGUUUCCGGCAAUCUAUCCACGGCACUUCUGGCGGAAAUCCGUCAUCGGGGAUCCGUUGUUAUCAGGAACGUGGCGCCCCGGGGAGAAGCAAGGGGAUGGAAGGAAAGAAUUGAGGACUAUGUUGCAGCCAACCAAGAGCGAGUUAAAGCAUUCCCACCAGACUCACCAGCGGUAUUUGAGCUAUACUGGACGCCAUCGCAAGCAGAAGCUCGAGCCCAUUCCAACGUACUGAAUACACAGCGCUUCCUGCAGCGCCUGUGGCACUCUUCAGAUCCCAGUACACGCAUUUCGACCCGGAAUCCGCUUACAUAUGCGGACCGCCUGCGAAUUCGACAGCCGGGUGACGGCAAGUUCACUCUGGGUCCUCAUAUCGAUGGAGGCUCAUUGGAGCGUUGGGAGGACCCCGAGUAUUCCAAGGUAUACGCCAAGAUCCUGCAAGGAAAGUGGGAAGAGUACGAUGCAUGGGACGCAAAGCACCGCCUCACUGCCAAGAUGGAUCUGUACAAUGGCGCAGGCGCCUGCUCCAUGCUGAGGUUCUUCCAGGGCUGGCUGUCCAUGUCCAAGACAGCCCCAGGUGAAGGCUCACUGCAUGUUUGCCCUAUGCUGCUGCACAGCACAGCGUACACCAUUCUCAGGCCAUUUUUCGACAGCCAGACCCUGCAGCCAGCGAUGGACGCGACCUUCCCAGGGUCUGUGCCUGGUGCUUGCCAGGAAUACAACCCGGUCACCCACCCACAUCUUGAACUGGAGACGACGAUGGUGUCAGUCCCGGAAGUAGAACCUGGUGACUAUGUCGCCUGGCAUUGCGAUUCCUUGCACUCGGUUGACAAGGAGCACCGAGGCAAAGGUGACUCGAGCGUCCUCUAUAUUCCUGCAACCCCGAUGUGUGAUAUGAACGUCGACUACCUGCUCAAGCAGCGGAAAGCGGCGCUCGCUUACUCCCCGCCAUGGGACUUCCCUGGAGCUGGUGGUCCAGGUGAGAUUGGAUUCAAGGGAGCGCUGGACUGGAAUUCGAUCAGUGCCGAAGGACAGCAAUCCAUGGGCUUGGGACAGCAGCGAUGGGAGAUCACCGCCGAUAUGACCGAAGGUGAGAAGCGGGCUGUUGAGAGUGCGAAUGAGAAGUGCUUCGCGUAA
Aspergillus mulundensis is the source of this 1431-nucleotide messenger RNA. Its product is annotated as DUF1479 domain-containing protein. The coding region runs from base 1 to 1431 and encodes 476 amino acids. The record is from RefSeq and is a predicted model, not a curated record. Lineage: Eukaryota; Fungi; Ascomycota; Eurotiomycetes; Eurotiales; Aspergillaceae. The transcript is spliced from 2 exons.